CACUGGAUUUCAAGGAGAAGGACUACUAUUUGGGAGUCAUGAGUGGGUUUAUUUCGGUCACGAGGCGGUCGAGUGGAUUGCCAGCAGGGGUGAUUGAAGAUUAUGCUUGAUGAAGAAAGUGUGCUAGAUGAAGCAGCUGUCCUAGAAGAAUCAGCUUCAGAAGUACUACACACCUUGAACUUCAUUCAUUAUGUUCUUGUUCAUUCCUACACAUAUUCGUCCCCCUUCCCCUGCUCUCGUCCCCUUUCAGACUCUCCUGACCGACAACACCGUCCGACGACCGCAGCAACCUAUGGCGCGCUCUUUGAUCAUGAUGUUAGAUCCUAAAGCACAGUACCUUUUGGUAGAACUGUACUCCGCUGAAGGCUUACCUGUCGUCGACACCGAUAGAAACACGACGAAUGCUAUGGCCAGACUGACCUACGAUGGUUGCGUUCUGGAGUCGACAGUAAAUUACAAUACGCUGAGACCUGUUUGGGUAUGGCUGGGGAGAUCUAGAGCUUACAGCUUUUUAUCAGCUUAAAAGAAAGACGCCGGAGAGUACAUUUUCUUGCCCUUUAAGUAGCCUACUUGAAGUUGCGGCCUAUUUAGAUCGUACACGGUCCGGGUCCAACAUCUCUCCUCCAACAUCUCUCCAACCUUCCCCCUCCAACAUGAUCUCUCCCAGCUUCGGCUUCCUCCUUUCAUUCCUAAACCAGUACCUCCAUUUCCCAGUCCGCUACGUGAAUCCCGCGAUCCGAAGUGAC
Molecule: messenger RNA, 746 nt
Organism: Amoebophrya sp. A25
Lineage: Eukaryota; Dinophyceae; Syndiniales; Amoebophryaceae
Source: the annotation of a GenBank genome assembly